AUGCCACCCCAGAGGAGGCUGCUGUCAAUCACCUGGUCAGCAGGCAUCUGCGGGCCUCCUCCUGCACCUACCUCUCUCUGGGCUUCUCCAGGGCAACGAUGUGGCCCCGGAGGGUGUGAGCCAAAUUUUUCCACAAAUUGUCCAAGGAGAAAGUCCAGAGAUCCCAACGUCUGUCGAAGAUGCAAAACUGCUGUGGCGGCCAUGCCCUCUUCUGGCAUGCCCAUGCCAUCCCAAGAUGAGUGCGGUAAAACGCAAGAUGCCAAGGAAGCCCUGGCGGUCCUGGAGAAGCACCUGAACCAGGCCUUCCAGACCUGCAUGCCCUAG
Messenger RNA from Rangifer tarandus platyrhynchus (Svalbard reindeer), 324 nucleotides. The record is from the annotation of a GenBank genome assembly. Lineage: Eukaryota; Metazoa; Chordata; Mammalia; Artiodactyla; Cervidae.